Acipenser ruthenus (sterlet) is the source of this 5770-nucleotide messenger RNA. RefSeq names its product mitotic deacetylase-associated SANT domain protein-like. Gene Ontology annotation, biological process: negative regulation of DNA-templated transcription; regulation of transcription by RNA polymerase II. Gene Ontology annotation, molecular function: transcription corepressor activity. Gene Ontology annotation, cellular component: histone deacetylase complex; transcription regulator complex. The annotation marks the transcript as partial. The transcript is spliced from 12 exons. The record is from RefSeq and is a predicted model, not a curated record. NCBI's taxonomy places the organism in Eukaryota, Metazoa, Chordata, Actinopteri, Acipenseriformes, Acipenseridae.
GUUUUUGUUAGUGUGUGUUUUCUCGCCAUGAACCUGACGCCCCAACAAAAAGCAACAGCCAAGAGGACAGGCAAGCGCAUCUCAUUCUUCAAUGAGCAGAGUGGCCCACAGCCCCCACAACCCCUGGAGGUGCCUUAUUACAGCCUGGGGACUCAGGUUCAAGAACCAACCCAAAGCGAUGGAGAAACCCUAUCCGGUUCGGAAGCCCCGAGGUACCUCUCCUCUGUGAUAUUUAGCCCAGAAAAGGGGGACCGGGCUCGGGGGCACUACCAGCAGACGGUCCCUAUGAAAUGGGGGAUUCCGGAGCAAGGCAACGCUAACUGGCCUCAAGGGGGUGUCCCCGGAGUUUGGGGACAGAACUAUUCUGUCUAUGUGGGCAACAACUUGGAUAUGAACGUCCCUGGUUAUGGCAGUCAGGUUUACUCCAAACUAGGCCAAGAACCUCAACAGCAGCCCAAAAGAGGGCAGGAGAAACAGACUCAAAACCCUGCAGCUGAGGCCUACCGGGAGACUGCUCAAAGCAGGAAUGUGGAAUGGGAGCAGCAGCAGCAGCAGGCCUUGGCCAGGCAGCAAGCCCAGAUUCAGGCCUUCCGUCACGGGCAGAAGCAAGGGCCAGCACCCCCACAACCAGCGGUGGUCCUGCAGCCUUUUCAGCUGGCUUUCGGGCAACAGAAGCAACAGCUGCCACCUGGUUACUUUCAGGUCUUCCAGCCUAACAGAACUGUUUCCAACAUGGGCUUUGGUGGUCAGCCUAAAACACAACACCAGCUUCAACAGCAAGAACAAAUAAUGCAACAACAACAAUUGCAACAACAACAGAAUCAACAAAUAAUGGAAAGUUUCUACCAGAAUCACCUUCAGCAGCAGCAGCAGCUAACGUCCCAGUCUUUAGGAUCUCAGUCCCACCAACAAGGGCCCCCAGGCCAGUUCCAACAAAGCAGCUUAAACCCUGAACUCCAGAUGUAUCUAGGAGGCUCCCAGCAGACAGAGCUAGCUGCCCACCACCACCCUCAGCCCAGGAGGUCUCGGCGGCUCUCCAAGGAGAGCGCCCCUCCAGCAGCAGCCUUCCAGGGAGAGCAGCCAGGGAAUCUGUUCCUGAUCCCGUGGAGCAAGACAGCCCCCGGUUCUCAGGCUUCCAGUACUGCUGCUGCUGCCCAAAACGGGGCUCUCAAGGCAAAAGUGGCUCCCAAGACAGAAGACGCCACAGGAGCUCUCACUGGAGUCAUCCAGAGUACAAGGAGAAAGAGAAGGGUUUCCCAGGAGGUUAAUCUGCACACUUUGGCCCAGAAAGCUUCUGAGAUGGAGUCCAUUCCCCCUCCAGCAGUAAAGGGGGCUGAGGAGAAGGCCCCAGCAGAGGGAGACUCGGUCAGUGCCAAGCGUCCGCGGGAGGAGGGUCUGGUCCCGCUGGUGAUACCAGUGUCCGUGCCCGUGAGGCGAGUGGACCGGCUAUCCCCCGGCAGGGAGCAGGCAGAGGGGGAGGGAUGGAGCCAGAGAGCAGGGCCCCUGGAUAGAGCGCCGCUCGAACAGAAGGCCUCUGUCAUCGUCACCCGCAGGAGAUCCCUUCGCAAUUCUUUCUCAGAGAGCACAAACCAGGAUGAAGAAGGAACAAAUGAGGAGGAAGCAAAAGCAUGCGUCAAGUCAAAGCGACGCCCUCGGCCGGAACCCCUCUUCAUCCCCCCUCCCAAGCCGGGCACCUUCAUACCUCCGCCCGUCUACUCCACCAUCACCCCCUACCAGAGCCACCUGCGCUCUCCUGUGCGGCUGGCUGACAACCCCUUUAGCAUGCCCCCUUACACUCCCCCGCCCAUUCUCAGCCCUGUGCGGGAGGGCUCCGGACUCUACUUCAGCACCAUCCGCUCCUCUGCCACUUCCAACAGCCUCCCAGCCCCGACUCCUGCCACCCCAAAGUCUGUCACACGCAGCCUGCUCAGAUCCAACAGUUCCGAAAUCACUCCUCCUGUCCUUCCUCUUAUGGGUGAUGCCACCCCCGUCAGCAUAGAGCCACGGAUAAACAUAGGCCAUCGUUACCAGGCAGAAAUCCCAGAGCUGAGGGAGCGGUUGCAGGCACAGCAGGACGAGCACAAGGCAGACUUGGUUUGGAAACCCCUGCAAGAGCUGGAGACCAAGCAAUCGCACCAGGACACCAUGAGGAGCUUGAUGAGCCUGGCCUGCUCCAGUGCGCUUUGUGGAGGAGGGACCAAUCAGGAGCUGGCUCUGCACUGUCUGCACGAGUCUAAAGGGGACAUCCUGGGAGCCCUGGCGCUGCUGCUGCUAAAGAAGCCAAUUUUCCAGAAGAACCACCCUCUUGCAGACUAUCACUAUGCAGGGUCAGACAAGUGGACAUCUUCAGAGAAGUGGAAUUUCAAUAAUGGAAUCUCAGCUUAUAAGAAGGAUUUCUUCCUGGUGCAGAAGCUGGUGAGGACUAAGACAGUGGUGCAGUGUGUGGAGUUUUACUACACCUAUAAGAAGCAGGUGAAGAUUGGCCGGAAUGGGACACUCAUUUUCGGGGACUCGGAUAUCCUGGAUGGAAGAGACACACAGGAUGAUGCUGAAAUCAAUGUGAAGAGCUCCCAGCGAUAUGGUCCCACUUCGAGGGAAACUCCUAGACAGGAAGAGGAAGUCAACAGCAAGCAGUGGGAGGACCCAGCAAACAGUAUGCAGGACUCAACCCUUGCAAGGGUAACGCAUACACUACCGGCUAAUGAAAAUGCUAGUGAAGUCCUGGUCAUGAGGAGUCAGGAGGUGCUGAACAUGGAGAAGAAAAAAGAACCACCCCCCAGAACGAGGCUGCCACCUCCACCUCCCAAACCACGCUCAGACCCGCCCCCCACAGACAAGAGAAAGACAGGGGCCGUCAACCAAGUGCAGGACCAGGACAGCAUCUUUCCGUGCAAAAAAUGUGGCAGGGUGUUCUACAAGGUGAAGAGCCGCAGCGCCCACAUGAAGAGCCACUCGGAGCAGGAGAAGAAGGCGGCCGCGUUGAGGCAGAAAAUAGCAGAGGAGGAGGAGAAAGCAGCAGUGGCCAGAGCAGAGGCAGCUCAAAGAAACGGCGCACAAGAGGAUGAUAGCAGCAGCAGCAGCAGCAGCAUCAGCAGUAGCAGCAGCAGCAACGCAGAUUCUGAGGAGGAGGAGGGGGAGGAUAAGGACGAUAAAGACUGGCACUGAGGGGGAAGGUGUCACCUGUAACCUGGGAAACCAGACAAGAAAAGGAUAGCAGUGUGUAGCGGGAGAGAAAAAAAAAAAAACACACAAAGACACUGGACCUAACGUGAUUUUUCUUGUUUCCUCACAAAGGAAGCACACUCCCCGCCCCCACUCCCAUUUUAGGGGUUAUCAACUGGAUACUUUCUUUGUUCAUUUAUCUAUGCCAAACUUUUACAGUAUUUGUGCCCAGGUUUUGAGGGGGGGGGGUAAAUAAUUUAGCCACUACUUCUUCUUUCAACCUGUUCCCUCAAAUUUUACAGUUGGUCACUAAUAUCAGAAAGCACACCACAGACUUUGCAGUUCAGCCUUAAAUUUACAGCUUCAUCUGUCUGUCUUCGUAACAUGCACAAACCCUAUCAAAGACAAAUGUAUUUCCAAGCAAGGAAAGGAUUACCCCCUCCCGUGCCACUUCACUCAGAUGUCCAGUCCUUGGCACAGUGGUCUGACUUUGGCGUGGAGACAUCGCCUCCUUCAUCGGAAAGAGCGGGUGCUGGUUCGAGGAUUGCCACCUCAGGGGUUAGUCAGUCUUUGCCAAUGUCAUCCCUGUGUUUUAUUUUUCCCAGUUGUUUCAGAAACCGGACCGAGCAGAACUAAUUUUUCUGGGCAGAGUUUUUUUUGUUUGUUUUUUGCUUUCAUCAGAAACUUCAUUGCAGAUUUCAAAACAAAGAAAAUGAUUAAGUACUGCAAAGUGCAGUUUGUUCCCUUUUUUCACUAUCAAUGCCUUGGCUGUUUUUAAUGCUUUUUUCUAUACAAGACAAUCAAGUUCGAAAUGUUGUUUUAUAAUCAAUACUGUUAUUACUGUUCUUAUGAAUUAUUAUUAAUAUUGUUGUUAUUAUUGUUAUAAUUAUUAUUGUAUAAAUCAAGCAAGCGGCUAUUUUUCUAACAGAUGGCUGUUUUUGUUUAUUUUAUAAAAAUGGGUCAGGGAGUAUAAUGAGAAAGGUAGGCUGUGCAAUAUAAAGGACAGUGAGUAGCCUAAUUUCACAGAACAAAAUAAAAUAACCCAAACAAGGACAACACACAAAGACAAAUUCAGAACUAUGUACUAAAAGGUUAAUUAUAUAGACAUUGUUGGCAAGACAUCUGGAAGCUCACUUUGGCUUUAGCAAGUACCUUCUUAAUUUAGUAAGGCUUCGGGCCCACUGACCAGUGAAGCUUAAUAAAGGCCUCUCCUUACCACUGGAAACAACGUAACAUGUCUUAAUUAUAAAAUACUGUGGAAUUUAUUUUGCUUUAAUAUGCAAACAUUGAUCAGAAAUUUUAAACUUAUUUUAAUUAUGUAGGUGACAAUGAAAUGUGGCCCAUUGUAGCCUCAUUGGCCUACUUUUAACCACUCUAGCUGUUGUAUGAUUUGGCAGCACUUCUUAAGUCUCCCUGGAUUUGUAUCAAUAACAGGGUCACGUAUCUCAUGUGCAUAUAUAUGUACAAAACGUUUAGUAUUUGUAACAAGGAUUCCUUUAUCCCCACUGCGUAUUAGGAACCCCAGCUCAAAGUCCACAUUUGCUCGUUGUGAAUGAUGCAGAAUAGGACAUCUAUAGAGGUGCACGUAUAAUAUGAACCAAACAUUCAACUAGGCAGUCACAUCAUUUUGUACAUUAACAAUAUGUGUAAAGAAACUAUUUUCUAGUUUUAAUUAUUUAAAUUAUCAUUUUAUGAUUUUCAUAUUGCAUUUACAGUAGAUAGAAAAUGUUUGUAAAUUAAAAAAAAAAAAAAUCUCUAGCAAUCCAUGUGUAAUGCUACAGCUGUAUUGUUGCAGGCCAAAUUUAAUGACCCAAUAUAAGAGCUUUUUAUAAAAGCAUGCUUUUAUAGUAUAGAUCUGUUUUCCAGGGCUCUUGCUUGUUCUAGUCACAAACAAUGUUGAACCUCCACUGUACAGCUCUAACCCCACUAGCCUAUUCUAGGUUAAUUUCUAUAGUAACCUAAACAGGAGUUUCCUUAAAUCAUCCCCUAUUUAUUUAUAAUUCCCGGAAUUUAGGUCAGCUGCAGUGGGCGAGGGUCAGAGCCAAAUGAAACGGCACAAAGUAUUUUCUGUUCUUGCCUAAUGUCUAUGCACAGUGUGUUUGUCUCCAUGGGUGCCUUUUGGAAAAGAUGCCCAGCACCACCCCCCUGCAAACUCCCUUUAUUGAAACACAGAGCCAUUUAAAAAAAAAAAAAAAAAGAAACUGCCUUACUGUCUCUUUUUGUAUUUGUAACGACUAAAGAUUUAACAUUUCGGAUCGCCAAAUGGCGCUGUGACAACAUUUUUGUACGCUGUAAUAUAUAUAUAUAUAUAUAUAUAUAUAUAUAUAUAUAUAUACACACAAAAAAUAAUAAUAAUGAACGCUAAGCUUGCACUUGCUUCCUGUACAGUUGUGAAGGAUUUGAACACAGAAAGUUAUAUAUAAAUCUAUAUUAUUCACAUUUUAUAUAUUGUUUUGAUAAGAAGCAAAGAUACACUAAUGUUGGCGUAGAAGUUAUUUGUCAGUGCAUUUAUUACAGUGUAACUUAUUUGUUUCAAUAUUUUUGAUUUGUUUCAAUUGUGUUUUAAACAACAACAAAAAACACUUUCUAUUAAAAAUCAGAAAAUGUA